Messenger RNA from Radiomyces spectabilis, 1143 nucleotides. RefSeq lists its product as uncharacterized. Gene Ontology annotation, cellular component: SCF ubiquitin ligase complex. Lineage: Eukaryota; Fungi; Mucoromycota; Mucoromycetes; Mucorales; Radiomycetaceae. Gene Ontology annotation, molecular function: protein binding. Gene Ontology annotation, biological process: SCF-dependent proteasomal ubiquitin-dependent protein catabolic process. The coding region runs from base 1 to 1143 and encodes 380 amino acids. The record is from RefSeq and is a predicted model, not a curated record. The transcript has a single exon.
AUGACAUCCGCAGCGUCGGCGCUGGCCGUGGCCGCCCCUUUUUGUUACAGCACUUCGGCCACUAUCUGUACAGACGAUGAACCAAUGGCACUCGAGACGUACGGCCAGCCACAACAACUCCCUCCACCGCAACCUCAACCUAAUAAAACAGCAGCCCUUCGAUUGUUUAGACCGUUUACAGCAUCGAGAUCUAUCAUGCCUUCUCUAAGCGGGACCACCACCCGUUCUGCCUCCGGCGACAAACUUUUCUCUGCCAAAUCAUCCCUUCCAAACCCGUGGUCCUUUUCGUUUUAUGAAGAAGAUCGAAACGAAGAUCCACUCUCACGCGGCCAAUCGCGAGCUACCAUGGCUACAUCCAUGUAUACAGUGGCUACUCGUGCUCAACGGAAUACCCAUCAUCUCGAUUUGUAUCGAUCUGCUGUACGUUCGCUGACCUUGCGAAAAAUUAAAGAAAAGGCAGUGAAUGAGCCAUUGGUACAAAUAGGUCGCUAUGCGACAAAAGUGAACAAAUUGGACCUGUAUAUCUGCGAUUAUCUCUCAAAUGAGGUGCUUUUCGGCUUUGCUGCGCACGGUACACUCACUUACCUUUCACUGGCGGGAUGCAAUCGUAUCACGGAUGAAGCCAUACUUUACGUGGCCCACCACUGCCGCAACUUGGAACAUCUGGAUCUGCGUGCUUGCGGGCUCAUCUCGGAUAAAUCGAUCAGUGCCAUUGCCAUGCACUGUCCGCAAUUACGGCAUUUGAAUGUGGGUCGUGUGCGUGAUCGUGAGCGUAUCACGAUCAAAUCCAUUGGCUUGAUUGCGCAACACACGCAAGUCGCUGUGCUGGGUCUGGCAGGCUGUGAUAUCACGGAUGAAUGUCUCAUCACCCUGGCUAUGUACAGAAACAAUGGCCUGGAACGGAUAUCCGUCAACAGUUGCUAUCGCAUCACCAAUAAGAGUAUCCGAGCGUACGUCGAGUAUUGUCCCCGAUUAUCUGUAUUUGAGAUGAAAGAAUGCCAUCAGAUCAACGAUUGGAACGCUGUGGCGGACCUUGUGCAACGCAAAGUAUUGCUGACACUAUGCGAUCAGCAAAAUCGAGCCUGUGCAGAAUGGGCAAAACGCAUGGGUCGCGUAAUUCACGUCAAAGCACCUUUGAAAUAA